GGAAAGAACUAACAAUAAGUGGAACUUAAUUUCCUCAUGUAUCACAUAAUUUUCGGCUUUAUCUAAAGAAACUGCGGUUGUGUGAUGUGAUUAUACGAGAUAACAAUGGGGUUGAUAAGAUUAAGAUAAGCACUAUUAAUCGGCUUCUAUCUAGUAAUAAAUAAGUGUAAGUUGCAUUCUUUUCUACAAAUUGACACGCAUAUGCACUUCGUAAUUAUGCUUAAUAAGAGAGGGGAGAGAAAUGAAGGCAUGUAAUUGAAAUCCGCAAAAAGCAAGGAAAAUGUAAACCCUGGGAAUUAUGCAAUGAGUGAUAGCGCACUAUCAUGUUUAACAAAUCUAGAAAUAUGAUGUCAGGAUUUCCGAUUCAAAAACUUCACUUGUGCUGCUGGCAUAAUAGAAAUUUUAUUUUAUUAUGGACCAUUCAUACAAAUUGUGUGGAUAAAGUUGCAAUUUUAUUUGCAAUAGUUUUCUGGAUUUUCCCAGGAAAUUUUUAAACUAAUCAUGCAAAAUGGCGUAUUGCAAAUUAGAAUCUAUAGUUAUGUACAACUUUAAAUCACGAUAUAUUUGAAGCUACUCUGAAAGUUCUGAAACUAGGGAUGCUAUUGUUUUAAAUGAUAUUGACCAUGAUUCCUCAUUUUCCACAUGCUAAUAAGUAUGCAUUACCACAUUAUGCGUGCAUAUCUGUAGACAGACAGAAGCCAGGCCAGGAACCCUAGUGUCAUGAUUGAUAUGAAAAUCGCAAUUUAUGUUUGUGGUAUGUGUUACAUGAGAUUGUGGAUAUUAAUAUGACACACUUUCAGUUCCCUUUUGUUUUGUUCGCCGUUUUUUUAUGUUGUGCAAUGCAAAGUCGGUUUAUUUUCUUUAGUCAUUUUGAUCCCACUACUGACUAGAAUCGGAAGAAAUUUGUUUGCUACAAAUUUGAGAAAAUGUCUUCUUCAAAUUGCCAAUCAGUGUGUGUGGUGGGUGUCAUAUUUUUAAUCGCUUUGGGGUCCAUGGCGUACAUCGGUUAUUUUAGUGGGGUCGAGAAGGAGGAAAUUAUUGUGGCUAGAAUUAAAGAACUCGAUUUAUCACUGGAUUUGAAAGAUUCUGCGUCAAAAACAGAGUCGUACUUAAAUGAAGAGAGAAGGAGCAUUAUCGAUUGCGAAAACAUGGUCCCUCUGGAAUUACAAUCACCCAGAUUUUUAGGCGUUAUCCCAAAUAUAACGGCGAGCAAGGGCGAUAAUGUAUCCAUCCCGUGCGUUACAGAAAAUCUGCAGACUUACAGGAUGGCCUGGCUGAAAUUGCACUCCCAAACCAUAUUAACAAUCCAUAAUCACAUCAUCACAAAAAACAGAAGGAUUGGCCUCUCGAUGGAUACGCAGACGCUCGAAACUCCUUGUAAAAAUCAAAGUAUGGAAACAACCAUUCUGAUGUACACGCUAAAUAUUGACUCAAUUUCAGAAAAGGAUGAAGGAUUCUACAUGUGCCAAAUGAACACGGAUCCAAUGAAAGGACAAUGGGGAUACUUGAAGGUGGAAAUUCCUCCAACAACAACGACGAAUCCAAGUUCAUCGUCGUCGUCGUCAGAAAGCUCUUCAACAUUUUCAAUAACGUCGUAACGUCUAUUUGAUAUCAUCUUAAUUGUUGUGAUUUACAGAAUUCGUUCGUGGGUGGUGGGUUCUUAUUUAGUAAAGUCAAAUCCAAAUACAAAAUUGUGAUCUCAUUA
This is a messenger RNA of Folsomia candida, 1705 nucleotides long. RefSeq lists its product as uncharacterized. Gene Ontology annotation, cellular component: neuron projection. Lineage: Eukaryota; Metazoa; Arthropoda; Collembola; Entomobryomorpha; Isotomidae. The transcript has 6 exons. The record is from RefSeq and is a predicted model, not a curated record. Bases 927 to 1598 code for a protein of 223 amino acids.